AUGACACAUUGGAACGUUACUUUCAGAGUUGACAAGUUCUCGCUAGACGGCUCUUUCAUGAUUUACUUCUUCUUAGGAGACUUUAGUCCCGACAUCGAAAAUUGGAUCGUCGACCCUCAUCUUGCCGGUUCCAGCGGAAUAUUUGCCAGCUCUAGAGCCGCCAUUGAUUCCAGAGCUUGUGCAAACUGCGCAAAGCAACAAGCCUAUGGAAUCAAGUACAUGGACACUGUAGCGCUGACUCCCGCACUCUUGACAUACUGGGAUAACCAGGAGGAACAUUACGGCUGUCGUAUCGGUGACUUGAGCGCAGAUUAUGUCUUGCCGUUCCUCGUACGAAAUCUUCAUUGGCGUGUUGUGAACGUCCACGGCGAACAAGUUCCUUGCCAGACUAUCCCGUCACUAAAGGUCAUGGUCUAUUCUGAGACAGUCACUUUACCUCAUGAUAUCGCAGACAAGCCGCAGUUUGAAGGCCAGAUUGUUCAUUAUGAGGUAACCAAUGGAAGGCCCGGCGGAAUCAGUACUGGCGAAGAUAUGUAG
Molecule: messenger RNA, 537 nt
Organism: Colletotrichum spaethianum
Lineage: Eukaryota; Fungi; Ascomycota; Sordariomycetes; Glomerellales; Glomerellaceae
Product: tyrosinase
Exons: 3
Coding region: 1-537 (178 amino acids)
Source: RefSeq, a predicted model, not a curated record